Morchella sextelata is the source of this 2451-nucleotide messenger RNA. RefSeq lists its product as uncharacterized. The transcript has 5 exons. NCBI's taxonomy places the organism in Eukaryota, Fungi, Ascomycota, Pezizomycetes, Pezizales, Morchellaceae. The record is from RefSeq and is a predicted model, not a curated record. Bases 1 to 2451 code for a protein of 816 amino acids.
AUGCCAGACUACUCUUGCUCCUUCGUAAUCAGGAACCAUACCGACGCGCCGUUGGCGUUUGUGUGGAAAUCUGAGCCCGUUCACGGUCAUUGGGAAGAUGAAACGAUUCCUGCUGCUAUCGCCCCUCAUAACGAAGCUAUAAUCAGGUUAAAGGACAACUUUGGGUUCGAGGGUUCCGAGGGCUCCAUUACCUUCGGUGUGAAAUGGCCUUUUGCUGCUCCAGGUCCCAACAUCUUGAUGGGCAUGAGAUUGCCGUAUAGCGCCAGUGAAGAUUUUCCGGCUAUAAGCUGGGCAAAUAUUGAGUACGAUCCGCAGGAAAUAUUGGAGAUUCAUCAGGAGCAUCCUCCACGGACCGGUGUUAAUCCCAUCACCGGAAUUUUCAAAAUCCACUAUAGGGAGAACCCGUCUUUCCAAGUCAAUCUCGAUAGGAUCAGUCUUCCUAAUCCGCUUUUCCCCGUCUUGGAGGAGAAUGGCCUUUGUCCCAAUUUUGACAUCGACCACCCCCUGUGGUCUGCAGCGGAAGCGGGGAAGGCCAUCGCCGCCACAACGUGCGUGAACUCUACUCCAAAGAUCAAACUGGUCGGAAAGGUCGACCCCAAGCUCGCAAAAUUCGAACUCAAGAUGGUUGGAGAAUGCACCGACUACGGCCACGGCAGCAUUUCCACGAUUGAAGCCGAUCUUCCGGUGGACAAGAACACUGGCGACUACGAAGUGCUGGUUCCUCUCGCUCUCAACAACACUCACCCGGGCAUUGCUUGGGGCUUCCAGGGAACCAUCAGCUGGAAGGUACUAAUCAAGAAUACUGGAAAGUCUAUCCCAGUCACAACUUCCCCAAUUGAAAUCUAUGCCGUCUCCCGUGCAUUGCACAAAUUCCUCGCGGUCGAAGGGAUCCCACUCCAUCUCCUCCGCUUUAUUGUCUUGCCAACCCGGAACUGGCCGCAAGCGCCCGGUGGAGUCACAAACUAUGUGGAGUAUGUCGUGAAGCGCAUCCACGGGGAAUCUGGCUUCAAAUAUGACGCAGUGGCAGGGGGCACCUCAUAUGCAUCAUUGAUGGAUGCCGAUCUCACCGACCCGGGGUCUUUCCAGCUGGCCAAGUGGCUCAAAAACCAGCAAAUAACAUCAAAAAAGGAAAAGGAAUGCCAUGUGAACUGCUUCGACCAAGCGGGUAUCGUGGGGAUCUGUCUGGGCUUCUUCUUUCCCGAUAAUUAUGAAGAUAGAUCACAAGGACUACGGUGGUUCAUGAUGUUCCCGUUUGGAUUUGUGGAGGGCGAUCUUGUUGGUUGGGGACCGGUAAACAGCCCAUUUUUUAAAGGAGAUAAAGACAUGAUGAUACUGGAUGCGAAAGACCCCAAACGCACGGCCUUCAAGACGCAUGUGUUCAUCACAUAUAAUGGGAAGGUCCUUGAUGCCACGUGUGGGCCCAAAACAGGCACCUUAACACUCAACGAAUACAUUGCAACGGCCAUUGAUCACACCGAGGGCUUAGGUACAGACAUUGACUGGUAUAAGCUUAAGGGUCCUGGAACCUUCAGUGCCAUUACACUCCAUUCGACUAUGGCAGACCAAGGUGGAAACAACGAUUUCAAUCAAAUCUCGAGGGAUAACGAUGGAGAUGCAGAUUUUGAGGAGAUCGAUACGGUCAUCGAGGCGGUGAUUGAGGAAGUUACCGUUGGUGCGAACAAGCCAAAAUUCAACUCCAAAGAGGAUCUGAUCACACGAUUUAAUGUCAAUAAGCUCCUGGAAGAAAUGCAGAGUACCUUUGAGGGUUCCUUCAAGAUUAACGGUGAUAUCUACCAUAGUCAAAUCACCGAUUUCAAGAAUGGGGGUCAUCAUGUCUGCUGGAAUCUGAACUUUACGGAUACAGAAAAUAAAACGCAUGCUGUUAGCCUCGAUAUAUUUAUCUCCAGGCGCACGUUUACUUCCCGGUUGGCAUUGAGAAGAUUUAUGAGGUUGAGUAACAACCCCGGCAAUGCGGAGGUGAAGACAACAAAAGGUGGUGUCAAGUAUCAACUUGAAGAGGGAGCUCUCUCUCGUGCUUACUGGGUUUACGGAACCCUGUGUGUUAAUCUCUCCGCACACAAAGACCUUAGUCACGAUGCCUUCGUGUCCGUGGUGGAGGAGCUUCAAAAGUUUUUGGGGAAGAAUGAUUCUUCUGAUGAAACGGAGGUAUCAGUGAGCAAGCCAGUUUAUAACAAAGAAGAGCAAGCAAACUUGAAGGUUGGAAAAACAAUGAAAGUUGGCAUAAAUGUGGAGAGGGCAGUCGAAUUCAAAUGGUCCUAUAUUUACGGGAACGUCGUUGUGGUGGGUGUCGAGAAGCCAAGCGGAGUGUCGAAUACCUACACCUUUGAACUGUACGCCCGAAAGCCCGGCUUCGAUAAUGUAACCUUCACGUUUGUGGACGAGUUCUACAGACAUAAUAGCGCGAGCAUGUAUGUCAACGUUGAGCCGUGA